This is a messenger RNA of Caretta caretta (loggerhead turtle), 4076 nucleotides long. It is a transcript of the gene DLG3, whose product is annotated as discs large MAGUK scaffold protein 3. Gene Ontology annotation, biological process: chemical synaptic transmission; cell-cell adhesion; receptor localization to synapse. Gene Ontology annotation, cellular component: basolateral plasma membrane; neuron projection; neuromuscular junction. The record is from RefSeq and is a predicted model, not a curated record. Gene Ontology annotation, molecular function: ionotropic glutamate receptor binding; protein kinase binding. NCBI's taxonomy places the organism in Eukaryota, Metazoa, Chordata, Testudines, Cheloniidae.
CGGGGAGGCUGGAGAUAGAUGCUCUCGCCUUCUCCCUUCUCGUCCAGGGACCAGAAACAGCAGAAUCCUCCAGCCCAAGCCCUGCAGGUGAAGCCAGCUAUCUUCUUCCUACCCCCUGCACAUACCCACUGAGGGAGCCUGACUGCGCACACGGCUGCCAGGGCCAGGGACUCCUCUGCCACGGACCCUCACUGGGGAAGCAGCAAAGCAGCUAAAUGAAGCAAGGCAGAGAGCUGAUUGCACCGAGCCCCCCAUGCCAGCAGCUCUCCAGGGCCUGAGGGGCAAGCUGACAUGCUAGCACCUGAAUGGCUGGCAAUGCAGAACAACAGAAACCGUUUUUAUGGUGUGGCUGUCCUUUGGAGAUAAUAGAUUUAUAAUUCUGGUUUUUGUACAGAAGACUCUGGACCAUCUCUGACUACAAGAGGGGGAGGGGGUGCGUAGAGGGAGAGGAGGCGGAGGCAUAUUCUGCUCAGGGAGGGGGGUCCCUUUUCCCUUUUGUUCUUGGUUGUGUGUGUAUUAUGAAAGCAAAUAUGCACAAGCACCAUCACUGUUGUAAGUGCCCAGAGUGCUACGAAGUGACGCGGAUGGCGGCCCUGCGUCGCAUGGAGCCUCCGUCCUACGGCGAGUGGCAGCAUGAGCAGUACGGCUACGGGGGCUACAGCUCGCAGACCCUGCCGUCCCAGGGGGGAGCCACCCCCACCUCUCGGAAUAAGAGCAAACUCAUCCCCACCUCCCGGGACAAUGUCCCUGCUCCCCUGAAGCAGGGGCAGGGGAAGAGCACUCCCAAGAUGAACGGGAACAGCACAAACUGGUGGCCAGAAUGCACAUGUUCGAACCGCGACUGGUAUGAACAGGCUAACCCUGCUCCCAUUAUCGUGAACACGGACUCCUUGGAACCAGGGAUCUCUCCCAGGGCUACCUCCAACACCAUCUCUCCCGCCUGGCAUCUGGCAGGGACUUGGGUGAACGGCAGUGAUGGCAUGUUUAAAUAUGAGGAGAUUGUCCUAGAAAGGGGUAACUCCGGCCUUGGCUUCAGCAUUGCAGGGGGAAUUGAUAAUCCCCAUGUUCCUGAUGAUCCAGGGAUUUUUAUCACGAAAAUCAUCCCUGGUGGAGCUGCAGCGAUGGAUGGCCGCCUAGGGGUGAACGACUGCGUCCUGCGGGUGAACGAGGUGGAUGUCUCUGAGGUGGUGCACAGCAAGGCAGUGGAGGCACUGAAGGAAGCAGGCCCGGUGGUUCGACUUGUGGUGCGUCGGAGGCAGCCCCCACCUGAGACUAUAAUGGAAGUUAACCUGAUGAAAGGACCCAAAGGACUAGGCUUCAGCAUCGCAGGUGGAAUCGGAAACCAGCACAUCCCAGGAGACAACAGCAUCUACAUCACCAAGAUCAUUGAGGGAGGGGCUGCCCAGAAGGAUGGCCGGCUGCAGAUCGGGGACCGGCUGCUGGCGGUGAAUAACACGAACCUGCAGGACGUGCGGCACGAGGAGGCGGUGGCCUCUCUGAAGAACACCUCCGACAUGGUGUACCUGAAAGUGGCCAAGCCUGGCAACGUCCACCUCAACGACAUGUACGCGCCCCCCGACUAUGCCAGCACCUUCUCAGCCUUGGCCGAUAACCACAUAAGCCAUAACACCAGUCUGGGUUACCUCGGCAGUGUUGAGAACAAACCCCCCUACUCAGCCCCGCCACAGGCGACCCCAUCUAGGUACUCGCCCAUCCCUCGACAUAUGAUUGGGGAGGAGGACUUCACCAGAGAGCCCCGGAAAAUCAUCCUGCACAAAGGCUCCACUGGACUGGGCUUCAACAUCGUCGGGGGAGAGGAUGGAGAGGGGAUCUUCGUCUCCUUCAUCUUGGCUGGCGGCCCCGCCGACCUCAGUGGGGAGCUGCGGAGAGGAGACCGCAUCUUAUCAGUAAAUGGUGUAAAUCUCCGGAAUGCAACUCACGAGCAGGCGGCAGCAGCUCUGAAACGGGCAGGGCAGACAGUGACCAUCAUCGCUCAGUACAGACCUGAAGAGUACAGCCGCUUCGAAUCCAAAAUCCACGACUUAAGAGAACAAAUGAUGAACAGCAGCAUGAGCUCUGGGUCGGGCUCGCUCCGGACAAGCGAGAAGAGAUCUCUCUAUGUCCGAGCCCUGUUUGACUAUGACAGGACCCGGGACAGCUGCCUGCCGAGCCAGGGGCUCAGCUUCUCCUAUGGGGACAUUCUGCAUGUUAUCAAUGCCUCAGAUGAUGAGUGGUGGCAAGCGAGACUAGUGACCCCCCACGGAGAAAGUGAGCAGAUUGGGGUCAUCCCCAGCAAAAAAAGGGUGGAAAAGAAGGAGCGUGCACGAUUGAAAACAGUGAAGUUCCAUGCCCGGACUGGGAUGAUUGAGUCCAACAGGUCGAUCAAAACGAAACGUAAAAAGAGUUUCCGCCUCUCCCGAAAGUUUCCAUUUUACAAGAGCAAAGAGAACCUGGCCCAAGAGAGCAGCGGACAGGAACAGGGCGUGACAUCAAACACCAGUGACAGCGAGAGCAGUUCCAAAGGACAAGAGGACACUAUCCUGUCAUAUGAACCAGUGACACGGCAAGAAAUUCACUAUGCGAGGCCAGUGAUCAUCCUGGGGCCAAUGAAAGACCGAGUCAACGAUGACCUCAUCUCCGAGUUUCCACACAAGUUUGGCUCCUGUGUGCCACACACUACCAGGCCUCGGCGUGAAAAUGAGGUGGAUGGGCAGGACUAUCACUUUGUUGUAUCCCGAGAACAGAUGGAGAAAGAUAUUCAGGACAACAAGUUCAUAGAGGCUGGGCAGUUCAAUGACAAUCUCUAUGGGACCAGUAUCCAGUCGGUGCGGGCAGUUGCAGAGAGAGGGAAGCACUGCAUCCUGGACGUGUCUGGCAACGCCAUCAAGAGGUUGCAACAAGCACAACUUUACUCUAUUGCCAUUUUCAUCAAGCCAAAAUCCAUUGAAGCUCUCAUGGAGAUGAACCGAAGACAGACGUAUGAACAAGCCAACAAGGUCUUUGACAAAGCCAUGAAACUGGAGCAGGAGUUUGGAGAGUAUUUUACAGCCAUUGUACAAGGAGACUCUCUGGAAGAGAUAUACAACAAAAUCAAACAGAUCAUUGAGGACCAGUCUGGGCACUACAUCUGGGUCCCAUCCUCUGAGAAACUCUGAAGACUUCCCCCAUCAACUUCCUUGUGAGCAGAUGUCUGAAAUCCCUCCCUCACCUAUGCCCCAAGGGGGGGGGGGACAUGAAUACUUCUCCCGCCCCCUUUUUUAGAUCGUCGCAAGAUUGAGUUUUCUAGUCCUGUUUCUUUUUGUUGGGAUGAAUCAAUCUCGCUUACCACGUGACUGUCCCCACCAUUCCUGCAUGGACCUUCCCGCUGCUCCAUUAGAGACAGAUGAGAUCCCAUUCAAGUCGUUUUUUAUUAUUAUUAAAACUUAACCCAAGAAGCGAGAUGGGAGGAGGCAGCUGAGGACUUAUGUAAAGAACGACUGAAACAAUGGAUUUUUUGAAAAUAAGCUAGGACUGGAGCUUCCGGGGACAUUUCUCCAAGCAUGUGUCACUGCCUUGUAGCUCUGAACAGUACAACAGAAAGCAUUUUAUUUAUCUGUAUAUGUAAUUUAUAUAUAAUACAUAAAGAUAUUAUAUAUAUAUUAUAUAUAUGUGGACUAGAAAACCUGAGGGACCUCCUAAAAUGGUACUAUAUUAUUGCAAGGAUCUUUUGAAUUAUUGUAUCCCAGUCACUGGGCACGGGAAGUCCCACUCUGGUCAAGAAGAGAUUGAAACGGUACUGGAUGCUUCGGAUGCUUCUCACAUCUGGUCAGGUUUCUGAGAACCAAAGCCCAGAUCUUUGGGGUAGAUCAGAGGAACUGGGAUGCUGUGUGCGUGUAGAGGGGCCAAGGGUCCAGAAUAACCUGUAGCCGCUGAUCUGAGUGAAACGAAGACCCAGGCUGAGCAGGAGGUUGCAGAGCGAGAGAGAACGGAUAAGACGUUAUUAAAUUGCACAUUGUUUUACACACCACCUAAUGUGUUUGCAUGAGAGGUUUCCUUUUUGUUCUAUUUUUUUAAGCAGAUGUUAAACCAAAACCAUA